UACGGCACAGCAAGUUAGUGAAAUCCAAUUUAAAAAAAAAUUGCACUGAAUUCGUACGUUUUUUGUUGCUGCAAAGGUUGUAAAUAGUUAUUGCGUGCAAAUAAUAUGUUAAUGUGCAACUAAAGAAAAAGCAAUAAUACGAAAAGAAAAUCGAAUUUCAUAAGCAAUACGAUUGCUGUCUGUAAACAAAGUACGUGCAAAGCAGGAAAAUCGAACAACUUUCUUUUUCCAUAGUGUGUGUGAUUGCGCGUGUGUGUGUAUCACUGACAUGCAAAUGCGAAAAAGUGCAGCGUAAAAUAAAAAAGCAAAAGUGCGCAACACAAAAACAAAAUUAAACUCGAAAUUUCGGGUUUUAAUUGUGAGGCAAGAUUAGCACGCCUACCAUUUGCAAAAAAGAGGAAAAACGCCUACGCAACGCGGUCGCAAUUAAGCAAAAGACACUCACUCAGCUGCCGACGUCGCUGUCGACGCCGCAGUCGCUGCUUCGCUGGUGGUUGCAGUAAACAACAGUAAUAAAAAAUGAAGAAAAUCCUGUCGAAAUUCGACAGAAAUGAGAAAUUGGAUAAUUCGCACAACAGCUCCUCGUCCAAGGAGACGAACAGUUUCGUUGGCAAGGUUUUCACAGUUGGACGCGUCACGGUCACCGUUGAGGAUGUUUUGGCCGAAGGCGGCUUUGCCAUGGUCUUUCUGGCGCGUGGCAACGGCGGAGGCAGUGCAUCAUCCACAAAGUACGCACUGAAACGCAUGUACGUGAACAAUGAGCAUGACUUGAAUGUGGCCAAGCGUGAAAUACAAAUUGCGAGCAAUUUGAGCGGUCACAAGAACAUUAUUGGCUAUGUGGACUCCAGCAUAACGCCCACCGGGAACGGAGUAUGCGAAGUACUGCUGCUGAUGCCAUAUUGCAAGCAUCACAUGCUGGCCAUGAUGAAUGCUAGAUUACACGUUGGUUUUACCGAACCGGAAGUGCUAACCAUUUUCUGUGAUAUUGCCGAGGCGGUGUCGCGUUUGCAUUACUGCCAAACGCCCAUCAUUCAUCGCGAUCUAAAGGUCGAGAACAUUCUGCAAACGGACGGCGGCAACUUUGUGCUCUGUGACUUUGGCUCGGCCACUGCCAAAACGCUGAAUCCCCAACAACACGGCGUCACUGUGGUCGAGGAGGAGAUACAAAAGUAUACGACACUCUCGUAUCGUGCACCCGAAAUGAUUGAUUUGUACAGUGGCAAAAGCAUUACAACCAAAGCCGAUAUCUGGGCACUGGGCUGCAUGCUCUACAAGCUGUGCUUCUUUGCGCUGCCCUUUGGCGAGAGCACGCUGGCCAUACAGAAUGGUCAGUUUGCCAUACCGGAUAGCUCGAAGUAUUCGCGUGGCAUGCAUCAGCUGAUCAAGUAUAUGCUGGACACGGACAUGGAGCAUCGUCCCAACAUUUGGCAGGUGUGCGAGGUGGCAUUCCGGCUGGCGGGCAAAGAUAAUCCCGUACAGAAUCUGCACAAAACACCUUUGCCGAACUUUGAGCAGCUGCUUGUGCCGCCAUUCGAGUCGGAAGUGAAGCGAAUCAAUGCCGCCGCCAAGGCAGCCAAGACGCAGCAGAACGUCUCGUUGGUGGAGGCGGGCACCAGUGUGGCGCCACGUUCGCGUCCCAAGGGUUCCACAUCGGUGCAUGGCCAGAAGGCGCUGGGUCUGGGCUUACCGCCAAGUCCGUUGCCGCGUCAGAAUAUCACAUCGCCACAGCCGCAACCGCAGCCAGUUGUGGAGCAAUUUCAAGCCAACUUUCCGGCCAUGCCUGAAGCAACAGCCGCUGUGCCAGCGGCAGCAACAACAGCAGUGGCUGCCGUUGCCGUUGCGACUGCAACAACUGCCUCAAGCACUGCGGUCAACAGUUUGUUCGAGUCGAGCGGUUAUCCGGAUCCGUUCAACGAGCCAGCCAACAGCACAACAACAACUACAGCAGCAGCAGUGAGCACAACAGCAGCUGCUUCCGGCAACGUAGAUGCCACAGUUGGUGGCACCGAGCCAGCGGAGUCAACGGCCAAUGAGUUGAUUGUCUCGGGCGGCGGCGGCGGCACGCCCACCAAGCACAUGUUGACGCCGCCAAAGCCAAGCGCCGCUGGCGGUGGUCAUCGACGCAAUGUUAGCGACACUUCGGCGUUUAACAAAACCUUUGCCAAUGAGACCAGCCAGUUCCUUGCGCCCUACAACAACAACAUUGCCAUGUCCGGCGAUGGACCACAGAACGUGACGUUGGCCACCGCCGCAUCCAAUCCGGGCAUUUAUGCCAGCAGCGCCGCAUCGGCAGCCACUUCGUUGUCCAGCAAUGAGUUGGCACGCCAGACGAUGGACAAACGUGUGGAGGCGUGGAAUCCAUUUGAGGAGGAGCAACCGUUUAGUCAAAUGACCGAAGAUCACAUAUUCGAGGCCGAGUUCGAUAAGAUACGUCAACGUGGCAGCCAAGGCAGCAUUACGGCCAAAUCAGCGUCGACCACGUCGACAUUGACGCCAACGGAGCAGAAUGCUGUGGCAAAUGUUGUGGCAACUGGCGGAGGAACAGCACAAUUGACAACUGCGGCUGCUGCUGCUGGUGCUGCUGUGGUGCCAGCAUCUUCUGUGUCGCCACAUCCACAAGCGGCGGCACUCUCAGAGGAUCCAUUUGGAUCGGCGCCAUUCAGUUUGCCACCGGGUCUGCGCGAGAAGGCGAGCUCACUGCGCAAAACUGGAGCCAAAUUCAUGGUCAGCUGCUCCUCGGGCGGCGUCUCCACGACGUCCGGCGCCCAAUGCCAAGGCGCCAACAAUCACAGCAAUGCCGUCUCAUCCAGCUCAUCCAAGUGGCUGCUGUCGCCCACCCUGGAGGAGGACAAAACCUCGCUCAUUGGCAAGGCACUGAGAACGGACUCAGAUGGUGUCGUUGGAUUGCCGCUGGAUGUGACUGCCUCUAGUUAUGUUAAACUGCCGCUGGAUGAUCGCAAUAAGUAUGAGAAAUUGCGUAGCAAUGAUCAGCCCACGUCCGACGACUCGGACUCGGAGUUCUUUCAGCAGGACAGCGACGAUGGCGGCACUGGGGUUGGUGGCAAGAAAGCGGCUAUCUUCAAGCAGAUUGUGACGAGCAACAUACCAGAGACCAUACACAAAAUCCAGCAGGUUGCCUACCACAAAGUGGACAAGACAACGCAUCUGCCGAUCGUGAAGAAGUUGCGUCAAACGGCGACCACCAAGCGACCCUCGUCAUCUGCCCAGCAGGCGGCACAGCAACUCAAUAUGAUGGCAGCUGCGGUGGCCGCACAAGCUGCCCAAGCAGCUCAGGUGGCGGCAGCAGCAGCUGAAUCGGACGACGAUGCGGACUCGAUUGGUUCGGCGAGCGAUUUGCGGGCCGAAGACGAUGAUCUGUUCGAUGAGAAUCCACGUGCCACGCACGCUUCGAAGCUGCGUCGCCCCUUGGGCCAUGGCGUCGACAUGGAUGGCAUCAGCGAGAGUGUGAAGACCUGCAGCAGCUCGGCGUAUCAUGCGGAGUGCGAGAGCGUGACCACACACGAGGAUGAUGUGCGCAGUCGCGUUGUUGUCAAGGUGCGAAUGCGUAAAAAGGAUCGUGCUGCGGCGGCGGCUGCAGCAGCAGCAGCGGCGGCUGUUUCAAGCGGUGGCGUGGAAAGCUGUUCGGCUGGCAAUGAGGAGUUGAGUCCCACGUCCAGCGAUCUGUUGCACAAAUUCGGUGAUCGACCGCUGCUGCUCGAUGAUGAGCUCGACUAUGGCUCGGCGGAGAGCAAGAGCAGCACUGAAUCGCAGCAGCAACAGGAACAGCAAGAUCACCAGCAGCAGCAGCAGGACUUGAAUAGAGAGUCAGAUCAGGAGCUCGAUGUGUUUGCCAUGGCGCCGUUUAAGCUGCCUGUGGCCAAGGCCAUCAAGCGUACAGCGAAGCCCAAACCGAAGCCGCCGCCGCCGUCGCAGCCGCCAGAAAUGUGGACAUCGACGCCGGUGAAAGGGGCGCCGGUGACGCCUGUAAGCCAGGCGGCCAAUUUUGCCACAUUUCCAGCGCAAUUGGAUGAGUUCAAUGAGCCCAUUUUCAAUCCGUUUAUCGAGACGAGAGAAGUGGAGCCACCGAGAGUGGAGCAGCAACAGCAGCAGCAGCAGGAGGAGGAGGCCAGCGAUCAGCGGGAUCUCUUUGGCUCGGAGCCAUUUCCACAGGUAAUUCGCAAAUGUGUUGUCGUAACGCCCGAUCAGAACCAGGUCCAGGUCCAGGUCCAGCCCCCGACCCAGCUGCAGCUCCACUAUCCCAGCAGUAACAGCAUAAUUGUUAAUAACAAUAAUAAUAUUAAGAGUAGCAGCAAUAAUAACAAUAACAAUAACCAUGUGAUCAAAGUGAAUGCGGCGCCAGUGGUGACGAUAAAUCACUCGAUUAUCAUCAAUAAGACGCCCGAACCGCUGCAGCACAAUCCCACGAAUAGCAGUCGCGGAUGCGGCAGCAGCAGUGUCUAUGUGAAUGUGCCCACUGUUCCAGCACCACCAUCACCCGCACCUCCACCAAUUGCUGCCACUGCAACAGCCACACCAACACCUCUAGCCAUGCCCCAGGCAGUUGCCCCCAUGCUGCCGAUAGCCGAUAAUGGUUUUGUGCAAAUCUCCCAAGAUCGCUGCUCCGACUUUACGCCCGACGACGAGGAGGAGCCCGUGGUGUUGCGUGGUGCCGCCGAUCUGGUUGCAGAUGACAACAGCGUUCCCAUCAGCAGCGCCGUCGCCUCCGGCAAACCGAAGAAGGAAAAGUCCCAUCUGGCUGUGAGAGCGUUGCCCGCCAAGCUCACCCAAAAGGUCAAGGGACAUGCGUACAAAAAGGUCAGCGCCGGCGCCUUGGGCUCGACAUCAUCGCUCAGCUCGGGCAGCAAGCAGAAGCAUCAACGUCUGCAGUAUCAAUCGCAUGACGAUGAUGAUGAUGAUGAUGCUGUUGUGGUUGCAGCUGCUGUGCAGGAUGAGAAUCGAAGCAGCGGCAGCAGCAGUCGCAACUUUCAAUCGAACACCAUACAGAACUCGGCGAAGACGGGCUUCAGCAAUAUGAGCUUUGAGGACUUUCCGUCGGAUCAGGAAAUCGAUCGCAUGUCCAAGACAAUGAUUCCCUUUGAGGUGGUGCGCAAGGAGAAGAUGUUGCUCGAGGCGGAGAAGAAAUUCGGUUCGCUCAAGCGACGCAACAAUCUCUUCUCGUAAACACACACACACACAACGUGGCGACGGGGAUGGGGGAAAAUCGUGGCAAUUUUCUCUCAGUGUAAUCUGAUUUGAUUUCCACUUUUGCGUUUUUUUGUAUUUGAUCAUUGCAUUUUGCCCUCAUUGCAGUUAGCCGCCGCCACAGAUACAAACACAAACGCAAACGCAAAGAUAAAGAUAACGUUAAAGACACAACACUCACAACAACAAAAACAACAACACACAACAUCAUCAACAUCAUGAACAACACACACACAGAUACAGACACAAUGAACUUCCAUGCACGUAAGCAGAUAAACUUAGAGCUAAGUAAAUAGUAGAUGAUCCAUAAACACAUACAAACAUAUAUUCUAUCUAUAUAUACUACAUAUUAUAUACACUAACACACACAUAGCCAAUAUCUAUAAUAAUAUGAAUAUGAUAUGAUGUAAUGUAUUUUUUGAGCCAAGUAUUUCUCUGCACAUCUUUUUGAUGACAGAGCCUCGAAAAAUUGCGAGUUGAGAUAAAGAAAACAGAAAAAAACAAAACAAAACUGCAGCUAAUCUGAGAACACGUUGAUGAAAAGAUGAAUGAAAUGAUUAUUAUUAGAAGCAACAACUAAUUGAUAUAUACAAAAAGAAAUAUAUAAUAUAUUAUUACUGUUAUUUAGUGCAAGCACUUGCGAAAGAAAAAAAGAAAUGGAUUUAGAAUUUAUACAAUGCUUAAGUUGACCAAAGUUUGAAUUAUCGUUUAUAGCAUUUUUCCAUUCUACAAAAUGCAUAUUUAUUUAUAUACCUACACUUCCUAUAUUAAUAUAUAUUUAAACGUAAAUGUGAUUAUAAUCCUUUAACACACACACACACACACACUCACACACAUGCAUAUGUAUACACAAAUGAUCAAUUAAACCCGAGAAGAAAAGGAAUAGCAAAACUAUUAUGUACUAACAAACAAAUGGCUAUUAAAUAUUAGCCAACAAUUAUUUAAAUAAAAUUCGUACUCAAUUUGUUUA
Drosophila sulfurigaster albostrigata is the source of this 6172-nucleotide messenger RNA. RefSeq names its product AP2-associated protein kinase 1. NCBI's taxonomy places the organism in Eukaryota, Metazoa, Arthropoda, Insecta, Diptera, Drosophilidae. Gene Ontology annotation, biological process: positive regulation of Notch signaling pathway; regulation of clathrin-dependent endocytosis; protein phosphorylation. Gene Ontology annotation, cellular component: cytoplasm. Gene Ontology annotation, molecular function: protein serine/threonine kinase activity; AP-2 adaptor complex binding; ATP binding. The record is from RefSeq and is a predicted model, not a curated record. The transcript has 8 exons. The coding region runs from base 520 to 5181 and encodes 1553 amino acids.